This is a messenger RNA of Cinara cedri, 1586 nucleotides long. NCBI's taxonomy places the organism in Eukaryota, Metazoa, Arthropoda, Insecta, Hemiptera, Aphididae. The record is from the annotation of a GenBank genome assembly.
AUGUUUGUCUUAAAUGCAUUAAAAAAGGUGGGAAGUUUGGCUUCUUCGCGGAUUUGGGUAAGUUUAUUCGUGUAGAUAUUAGGUAUAAGUGAAAUUAACAUUUGCAUUUAAUAUUUUAGACGAAUCAAAACGAUGAAAAUGAGGAAAAGAACGAAAAUGAUGAUCAACAAGAGACUAAUUACUCGAUGUUUGAUGAUGAAGUAGAAGACGAACAUGUCGAUGAACAGGAAAAUAGACAGUUAGUAUUGGACGAAGUUGUGAAAUAUGAAAAAUUAGAACGUCAAAUACACUAUGCGGAUAAAUUUGUGGAGGAUAUGAUGGAAGAUUCUAAAUGGCUAAUCUAUAAAUUCGACGAAAUCUUUAAUAAAUUAGGCGAUAAAUGUAUAGGUUUAUCGACAGAAAUAAAUUCGAUUAAUAAAUACGUAGAAUGUCUAAAUACCGAAACUGACAAUUUAAAUACAAAUUACAAAUACUCCCAAGAAGUUCUUAAAGAUCUAGAAGAAGAAAAUUUAUAUUUAGAAGAAAAUAUAAAUCAAUUGGAAGAAUGUUUAUUCAAAGAGCAAAAAAACAAAACGUGUUUAGAAUAUCAAAAUGAUAAUCAAAAAAUGUGUUUAGAAUACAAAUAUCAACAAAUCGCUCAAGAAAAAAAGAAAUUGGUUGAGAAAACUGACGAGCUUAAAAGAGAAAAAGAAGAAACCAGUUGUGUAUUAAAAUUAAAAUUAAAUGAUUGUGAAAGCGAGAAAAAAGAAUUGAACAAAGAAAAAUCGCUACAAAUUAUUAUGGUUGACAAACUGAAAAAAGAAUUAGAAUUGGAAAAAAAUUACGGCCAAAAAUUAAAUGAAACGAUAUGCCGUCAAAACAAUAAAAAACAAGAACUAGACAAGGAGUUGCAGAAAUGUAAGGAACAAUACGAAUUGUUAAAACAAAUAUCGGAAACGGAAAGUACUAGAGCAGAUACGGUUAUUAGUACAUUACGUACGGAAAAAACAUUUCUCGACUUGGAAAGAAGAAAGGCAGAAACCGAAUUUAACCAGAAUAAGAAAGAAUUAGAAAAAUUCGGGUAUGAAACCGAACAACUAAAUAUGGAUAUCAUGAAAAUUCAAAGUAAAUUAGAUAGUGUUAUUAAAAAUAGCGACGAGAACGAUAAAUUAUCGAUGGAAAGAGUCGGCCAAAGACUGCAGGAUAAUGAACAAUUGACGAUCGAUCUCCACGAGAAGGAACGAUGUAUCGUAGAAUUAAGAACUACAUUGUCAGAGAUGAAAAUGGUGCAACGAAAAGAAUCAGAUGAGGUUCGUAGUUUAAGAACACAAGUAAACGACUUAAAAGUCAAACAAAACAAUAUGGAGAUUGAAUUCGGGGAAUAUCCGGGUAAUGGCGAUCAUAAUAGUAUAAUCAAUUACAAUCCGCAAACAAGCAGCGAAAACAUAACAGGGGUUGAUAGUUUUCUAUCGGCCGGUGAGAAUAAUAUUCAAUCUGCGCCAUCCGUACUAAAGCGUACCAAAAGCGUGGACGAAUUCGAGGAAAAGAACACGAAUUUCGAAAAUUUGAUUAAAAAAUGUAAUUCGCUUUUAAACUAUUAUUCCUAA